Sclerotinia borealis F-4128 is the source of this 513-nucleotide messenger RNA. Lineage: Eukaryota; Fungi; Ascomycota; Leotiomycetes; Helotiales; Sclerotiniaceae. The record is from the annotation of a GenBank genome assembly.
AUGAUCGGCGAUAUUGUUUAUACUUGGCCUGGCCAAGGAUGGGGUGCUCGGGCUGGAAGUUAUAUUAGCACAAAUUGUAUACAACAACAACAGCCAAGAUUGCAGCUUAUGUUUCCUGACAACUAUAUACCUCCGAUUGCUAUAAAUAGUGAUCAACCUAUUGACAGCUUGCUCUUUCAACUUAAUCCUCAAGGCAACAAUAGUCAAGCCAAAUGUACAGUCCGCCUUUCCAAACUAGCAACUUCUUUAGCUGGUAAUAUUCAAUAUACAAUGAGGUUUCAGUUCUGGGGUUGUGUUCAAAAUCUAUUCAAUAUUCAAUUAAUCUUUUCUAUGAAUAUUGAAGGGAACUUUUACUUCUGGAAUGCUUUCCAAUAUGAAUGGACUUUUGGACAGGAAGGUGUCUUACGUGCUAUAAAAAAGGGUCGGUUCUACAACGAGGGAGGUCGACAGCUUUCCGUGGCCAUUCAAGUUGGAGACGUUGCUCAAGAAGUUGAUAUGGGUUAUGAGGCUUGA